CAGUAGUCGCCGGGAUGACGUCACGGCUGUAGUGCUGAGUGGGUUCCGGUGUGGUCGGGCCUGUGCUGCACUCUUGCCUGUGUUUCUCCUGUCCGGCCCCGGGGUCCCGCAAACCGGCAAGAUGAGUACCAUGUUCGCGGACACCGUGCUCAUUGUGUUCAUAUCGGUGUGCACGGCUCUGCUGGCGGAGGGUGAGUGAGCACAUCCCGGAGGCAGAGAAUGAAUGAGCAGACUGCCAGCCGGGGAACCUGCAGGAAAUCCCAAUAUACAGGCUGGGGAUCGAUAACUGGGAUUAUUAUAUAAUACUGUGUGUGAGGACAGACAGACUGCCAAGAGAGAGGGAGAAAGGGCAUUACAUUCAUUCAGAGAGUCACAGAAUAACAUGGAAUGUCCCAAUGAAACAUGCACAGAGUCAUAGAAUAACAUGGAAUGUCCUAAUGGGACAUGCAGAGAGUCAUAGAAUAACAUGGAAUGUCCUAAUGGGACAUGCACAGAGUCAUAGAAUAACAUGGAAUGUCCUAAUGGGACAUGCAGAGAGUCAUAGAAUAACAUGGAAUGUCCUAAUGGAACAUGCACAGAGUCAUAGAAUAACAUGGAAUGUCCUAAUGGGACAUGCAGAGAGUCAUAGAAUAACAUGGAAUGUCCUAAUGGAACAUGCACAGAGUCAUAGAAUAACAUGGAAUGUCCUAAUGGGACAUGCAGAGAGUCAUAGAGUAACAUGGAAUGUCCUAAUGGAACAUGCAGAGAGUCAUAGAAUAACAUAGAAUGUCCUAAUGGGACAUGCAGAGAGUCAUAGAGUAACAUGGAAUGUCCUAAUGGAACAUGCAGAGAGUCAUAGAAUAACAUAGAAUGUCCUAAUGGGACAUGCAGAGAGUCAUAGAGUAAAAUGGAAUGUCCUAAUGGGACAUGGAGAGAGUCAUAGAAUAACAUGGAAUGUCCUAAUGGGACACUGAGAGAGUCAUAGAAUAACAUGGAAUGUCCUAAUGGGACACGGAGAGAGUCAUAGAAUAACAUAGAAUGUCCUAAUGGAACAUGCAGAGAGUCACAGAAUAACAUAGAAUGUCCUAAGGGGACAUGCAGAGAGUCAUAGAGUAAAAUGGAACGUCCUAAUGGGACAUGGAGAGAGUCACAGAAUAACAUGGAAUGUCCUAAUGGGACAGGGAGAGAGUCAUAGAAUAACAUGGAAUGUCCUAAUGGGACACGGAGAGAGUCAUAGAAUAACAUGGAAUGUCCUAAUGGGACACGGAGAGAGUCAUAGAAUAACAUGGAAUGUCCUAAUGGGACACGGAGAGAGUCAUAGAAUAACAUGGAAUGUCCUAAUGGGACACGGAGAGAGUCAUAGGAUAACAUGGAAUGUCCUAAUGGGACACGGAGAGAGUCAUAGGAUAACAUGGAAUGUCCUAAUGGGACACGGAGAGAGUCAUAGAAUAACAUGGAAUGUCCUAAUGGGACACGGAGAGAGUCAUAGAAUAACAUGGAAUGUCCUAAUGGGACACGGAGAGAGUCAUAGAAUAACAUGGAAUGUCCUAAUGGGACACGGAGAGAGUCAUAGAUAACAUGGAAUGUCCUAAUGGGACACGGAGAGAGUCAUAGAAUAACAUGGAAUGUCCUAAUGGGACACGGAGAGAGUCAUAGAAUAACAUGGAAUGUCCUAAUGGGACACGGCGAGAGUCAUAGAAUAACAUGGAAUGUCCUAAUGGGACACAGAGAGAGUGAUAGAAUAACAUGGAAUGUCCUAAUGGGACAUGGAGAGAGUCACAGAAUAACAUGAGAUGCCCUAAUGUGACAUAGAGUAAUAUAAAUAUAUAUAUAUAUAUAUAUUAAAAAAAAAAAAAAACAUGUACUAAUGCAGGACUUGACAAAUGUGUUUGGAAUAUAGGAGACAGUCAAAAAAGUAAGGAGUCAGUUUUUUGUUUUUUAAAUUUAAGUUAAAUUUUCAAAGAUAAAAAUGCAAUUCUUAAAUGGACACUAUAGUUACCAAAACCAAUACAGAUUAAUGUAGUUGUUCUGGUAUCUAUAGCCUGUCCCUGUAACCUUUUCAAUGUAAACACUACCUUUUAAGAUAAAAGACCGCAUUUAUAUUGCUACCUAGUAACACCUCUAGUGACAGUCACUCAGACGGCCACCAGAGAAUCCUGUGUCACAGCGCUUAUGUUCAGCAUCUCCUCGCUCUGCAUGGAGGUGCUGAAUGUUACCCAUAGAGAACAUGCGCAAUAUCCUCUAAAUGCUUUGGCUUAGCUGAGAUCACAAACAUUGAUCUCAGUCGUGGAGAUAACAUGAGAUUUCCACACCUGAGGUUUCUUCGAAAAGGCAGUCUUUAUUUAAAAACAAAAAAGGAAGUGGAGACAACAUUUCAGCUCCACUCUGAGCCUUUAUCAAGUCUCAAGAAAAGGCAUGAGAUAGAGAGAGUAAUAUAACAUAUGAGGACCGAAUGUGACAUGGAGUAAUAUAAUAACGUGAGUGUGGUCCUAAUGUGACAUGGAGUAAUAGAAUAACCUGUGAGUGUGGUCCUAAUUUGACAUGGAGUAAUAUAAUAUGUGAGUGUGGUCCUAAUAUGACAUGGAGUAAUAUAAUAACAUGUGAGUGUGGUCCUAAUGUGACAUGGAGUAAUAUAAUAACCUGUGAGUGUGGUCCUAAUGUGACAUGGAGUGAUAUAAUAACAGUUCAGGCACUCCGGGAUAACAAAAAAUAGCUUUAUUGGGGCAAAAACAGCAACGUUUCGACCCUACCAGGUCUUUAUCAAGCUACCAUAGCUGAAACAUCCGGUCUUACUCUGUCCACUUGCCGGGUAAUAUUGUACAGCAGUGAUUUAUUUUGUUGAUUAUAUUUUCUUGUAUAGUUAAUCAAUUAUUAAUUUGUUUGUAUUCAUUAAUUUCAUUGAAAUCAUGUAUAGGUUGAAUACUUUUAUUCAGGCAAAUUAUCUGAGGUACAUAUGCCAUUUUACUAGAGAGGUGUGUAUGUGUGUGUGUGUGUGUGUGUGUAUAUAUAUAUAUAUAUAUAUAUAUAUAUAUAUGUGAGAGAGAGAGAUGGAUAGAUGAAUUUGUAUUUAUUAUUAAUUUUUGUAUUGAAAUAAAAUUUGACCUUUUAUUGUUAUUGAUUUUGGUUGUGCAGGUAUUUCUUUAAUUGUAUGGGGAGAGGAGUGCAAGACAGGUGUAACCCCUUUCUCAAUUGACAUGGGGAGAGGAGUGUAAGACAGGUGUAACCCCUUUCUCAGUUGACAUGGGGAGAGGAGUGUAAGACAGGUGUAGCCACGUGUGAAUGUCUUGGAGACGAUACCUGGAUGAGCUGUGUGUAAUUAUUUUAGUCUACUGGAAAACCUGUAUUCGUAGUUUGUAUGUGACUCUGAAAAAGUGAAAAUAAAAUCGAAUUAUUAAAUGAAGACUAAAAUAUCCACACCUUUUCCGGAUUAUUCACUAAAGCGUGAAUUGUCUGGAAUUUAAACUAAGUUAUACAUUUUAGACCACAAAAGCCAAAUUUAAAAAGUAAAUACAUCUCCAAAUAAACUAGGUUUUCAGUUUGCUAAUUUGGUCGUACAUUUUUAAUUCACAUUUCAAUGAGUAACUUCGUGCAAAGUUAAAAUAAUUUUUCCAAACCAGCAAAGUUUGCUGCAAUCUGGUUUUCAGUUAAAGUUCAUUGUUUAGUGAAUAAACCCAUUUGUAUAGUUUUAGGGUGUGUUGGGUUGGAGAGUGAGCAGUGGUUGUUAAACAUUAGUGUACUGUUCACUGUGUUGGAUGUCAGUAGUGUAAUUUGAUAUGCGAGAGCUUACCUCAGAAGCAUCAAGGGUUAAAAGAUGAAUGUAAGCUGCUUGGUGUAGAAAGGGCUAGGGAGCCAGUACUUAUUUCUAAUCUCAGUUCAUAUGUAUAAUCUCUCAUUUCUCUCUCUCCAGGUAUAACGUGGGUAUUGGUAUACAGAACAGACAAGUACAAGAGGUUAAAAGCUGAAGUGGAGAAACAGAGUAAAAAAUGUAAGUUGCAGAGGGCAAUUAAACUUGAAACCUAUUACUAAACACCUUUAAAGGACCACUAUAGGCACCCAGACCAUUUCAGCUUAAUGAAGUGGUCUGGGUGCCAGGCCCAUCUAGGAUUAACCCUUUUUUCUAUAAACAUAGCAGUUUCAGAGAAACUGCUAUGUUUAUAAUAUGGUUAAUCCAGCCUCUAGUGGCUGUCUCUUGACAGCCGCUAGAGGCGCUUGCGUGCUUCUCACUGUGAAAAUCACAGUGAGAAGAUGCCAGCGUCCAAAGGAAAGCAUUGUAAAUGCUUUCCUAUGAACUGGCUGAAUGCGCACACGGCUGCUGCCGCGCAUGCGCAUUCAGCCGAUGACAUCGCUAUGGAGGAGGAGAGCUCCCCGCCCGGCGCUGGAGAAAGGUAAGAUUUUAACCCCUUCCUCUCCCCAGAGCCCGGCGGGAGGGGGUCUUGAGUAUGUUUUCCUGGCACUAUAGUGGUCCUUUUAAUGUGUUACUAAUAGUAUAGGGAGAAAAGAACACUGGCCCUGUCCCCUACCAGCCUCUUUGGCUGACAUCAGACUUGAUGAUCUCAGCCAAUCCAAUGCUAUAACAUUUAAUAAAUAAAUGUGUGUGUAUAUAUAAAAUGUAAUUCUAACUCUAUUUUAAUAAUCACCUCAUAAUGUCGUUACUCACUAUAAUGGGCUUUAAAGCAGUUGCAGCGGCAUGGAACACCCUAAUGGUUUUUAGACCUAGGAGGUCCGAGCUGCCUACCUCUUUCGCAAUCGGCUUUUAGGUUACUGCCUGAGGUAGUAGCAGAAAGUACAGAGAAUUUAAUUUGCAAGUCCUAUAUUUAACUUUGUAACUUUCCAAAACUCCAUAAAACAUGUACAUGGGUGGUACUAUCAUCAGUGAAAGGGCAGUUUAUAUGUAAAAACAAAUAUGGCCUUUGUUUGUGACUUAGUGGCUACUAAAAAAGAAAGUUCAUAUCCUGUUUUGAAUGCCCUGGGUUGUCUACUUUUUCAAAUGGUAUGCCAUGAUGGGGGUCCAUUUUUAUUCCUGGGCUGCCAUACGGUUUUAAAGGCAACAUAACCAAUUUGGCAAAUUAUAAUGUGUAAUAACUAGAAAGGGGAAAGCCCUUUAUUUGACCCUGUAACUUUACAAAACCCCAUAAAACCUAUACAUUGGCGGUACUAUUGUACUCGUGAGAUAUGUUUGGAACACAAAUAUUUUAUUGCAGUAAAAGCUAACAGUAUUAUGACAUUCAUAGUUAAAAUGCCACGCAGAACUUCAUAUGGGCAAAGAAAAAACCAAGGGUGGCAGCCUGGGUCCUACAAAGACCGAUCGAAAGAGGGGGGCUGGGGCUACCAAAUAUCCACACCUACUACAAGGCCGCACACAUAGCAGCUAUCAAAGCAUCCACGACAGAAGGGGAAACCCCACAAUGGUCCAAAAUAGAAGCCCACUGGGCGGGAGGGUAUGGCUUACACAACAUAUUCUGGCUACCAAGUCACCUACGCCCCGCACACAUCGACCCCCUACCGACCACCUUGACCACUAUGGCAAUCUGGGACGAGACAAAGGGCGGGGAGAGGGCCCGGGACAGUAUACCAGGGAAUGCCCCGAUCUCCGUGAUCGCGGUAGGAAUCCCAACAUUCGAACACAAACAAUGGAGAGAUGGAGGGUGCACAACAGUCACACAUCUAUACAAGGAGGGGAAGUUAAUGAACUUUCCAGACCUCCGAGAACUAUAUCACCUCCCAAAUAGAGCCAUAUUCCCAUUUCUACAACUGAAGUCCUUUCUCAAGGGGAUAGAAGUACGAAACACACCACAGCAACAAGAGUGUAAGUUAGAGCACCUAUGCCUCUCACCAAAACCAGUCAAGCGUACACUAUCCACGCUGUAUAAGGAGCUACAUAAUGAGCCACGGGACACUAUUAUGCCAUUCCAAGAAGCGUGGAACGGAGAACUGGGAUACGUCCUAUCACAGGAGAAAUGGGAGAGGGCCUUUAAAAUUCACAAGGGGAACACACAAUGCUCCACACAUUUAGAAAUUAUAAGGAAGCUACAAUAUAGGUGGUAUAUGGUACCAGAGAGGCUAUCCAAAAUGUACCCAGACUCCCCCAAUAGAUGCUGGAGAUGUGGGGCCCAGGGAGGGUCAAUGGGACACACAUGGUGGUCAUGCGAGAGACUAGCACCACUCUGGGUGACAAUGGAGCAGGAAAUAGGGAAGCUGAUAGGUAGACGCUGGCCACUUAACCUUGAACAAUGCGUACUCUUUAUGAUCCCCACAACACUGAACAAAAUUGAGGAACGACUAAUCUUCCACAUGCUAAUUUCUGCAGUAACACUAUUAGCCAGAGCAUGGAAAUCAACCCAGGUGCCAAGCAGGGAAGCUUUACUAAACCAAGCAGACACCAAUUGGAAGUAUGAAUUAAUGGCCUUCAAACACCUGACACCACAGGGAAACAUUAAAAAAGCAGGGGAGAGAUGGAGGGAAUACAGGGAGGGAUCAGAGGGGACCCGGAGCCCAGUAGCACCACAGGGGACCGCUGCGAGGUCUUUCCAGAAUGGGGGAAACCAGGACAUAGCAAUCAGAGGUUCACCAACCCCGUAAGAAGUGGAACGUUUUGAGCAGUCGCAGAGGUUAGAAUCACACCCCCCCCACAACCACCAUCCAAAAUAGGGGUUGGGUUCGGGAGGUGACGGCCCUAGAGUGAUGAGGGGUACCGAUUGACAACACAAAGGAAAAAAUAAAAUGGUCAUUGUGUAACACUAAUGCAACACUAAUGUAACUAAUGUAACACCAAUGUAAAUUAUUGUUCCUGCACUAUCCCAUUUCUUUUCUGUACCCUGGCGAGCAGGCGCCGCAAGACACUUGACAACCAUAUAAUAAAACUUAUUUUCAAAUUGAAAAAAAAAAAAUGCCACGCAGAACUAAGAAAAUAAUUUCUAAAUGUAUCACACUUUUUCAGUUUAAUAUAUGCAUUAUAUACAUAUGUAAUAUGAAAGAGGUGAAUUACGGUUGAACAGAAAUAUAGUCAGAUUAAAGUUUUUGUUUACAUUUUGUUUUGACCAGAACAUGUACAAUUGCUUCCAUCUUUAAGGGGUUAAUGCUUGGCUUUUGGCUAUCCCUGUUAUAAUUUAUUUCUGCUGUAUAAUGGGCAGAAAUAGUUUUGUUCAAUUCAUUUGUACUUCAUGCAAUUCAGUGAACCAUGAUGUGCAUAAUAAUGCAUUUUUUUUUCUUUCCUAAACACCCUGUUUUAGCAUUUGCUUGUAGUCCUAUAAGGAUAUAAAAGUAGCAUUAAACCGGCUUGUUUAUUUCUACUGUACCUUUGAUUCUAUCACAUACACAAAUAAAAUAUUUUUCUUCAUGUAGUGGAAAAGAAAAAGGAAUCUAUAACGGAAUCUGCUGGACGAACACAAAAGAAGAAAAUAGGUAACUAGAUAAAAUAAUGCAGGUUCGAUGUUCUGUAGAUCACUUUUUUGUAGAUACUGGAUAAACUGAAAGCAAAAUUGUAAUUUUAGAAUGUAUUUAUUUAUUUGCAAUUUAAUGGAUUCGAAAAAAUGGUUUACUGGACAUUAUUCUUGUAUAUAAAAUAACUUUUACUUAAAGGGACACUCUGGGUACCAAUACAACUUUAAUGCAUUUGAUCGAUUUUGGCCUCCUUAAUAUGAUGUAUUUUUUGCAAGCUCAAAUCUUUACAGCUUUUGCAAAAAAGUAAAUGUUUUGCAAAAUGCUGCACCAUAUUUUUGAUAAAGACUUAUUUUUCUGGAGUGAGGGGCGUGAGUAAAAAGGCAGGCUUAUGGUGCAGCAUUCUGCAAAAAAACAAACAAAAUUAUGCAAAAACUAAAACAAAAAAAGCAUUUUAAUGAGGACAAAAUCUAUCAAAUGCAUUAAAGAUGUAUUGGUGUCUGGAGCGCCCCUUUGACUUAUUCCAGCGCGAGGUGAAGCCCCGGGCUAUGGUAAGCACACGCUGUUGUAAUGCCAUUGAAGACGCAUGGAGGGCCAUAGCAUAAAUUAGUUUCUACUUUUGUCAUUGUAUAUAAAUAGAGUAAAUUGUAAAUACAGUGCAUGCCCAAGAUUUUCAUUGAAGUUUGUGGAAAAUGAGAGCAUUUUAGUUUAUAUUGAUAUACUGUGUUACUGUAAGUCAACACUAUCUGUCAUUGUAAAUAUUCCCUUCAACAUCAAUUUCAUGCUCUCAAGAGCAAGAUAAUAUUUUUUUUAAUUUAAGGACAAUAUAUUGAUCGCGGGUAGCGCAUAUUAAUUGUGCAUUCUGUAGACUUUGCAUUUCUCAUCUACUUUGUCUUUCACAGAACGUCAGGAAGAGAAACUGAAGAACAAUAACCGAGAUCUAUCCAUGGUAAGAGCUUAGUAGACGGUAUCUAGAGUUUCUGUAAGACCUAGUUAUAUAUGUUAAUCUAACUGAACUGAUUUGGGUUUAUGCACGCAGCACUAUAUACUGCUUAUACAUCACGGAUGGGGUUGUUACAAACCAGUAGGUUCCCUUGGUUGAUUCAGGAGGUGUUUGUUAGAAGCCUAUAACAUAAUUGUUCUUUUCUAUUACUCUGAAAUACUCAACUAUAUUAGUGUGCAGUAACCAAUGGACAGAUGUCUGAAUAAUAGUCUCUCUAACAUGAAAUAUAAAAGAGAGCCAGCCCCUCCUCCACCUUAGCCAUUGCUGUGUCAGUCACGAUGAUCUCUCCCAAUCCAAUGCUUCCCCAUAGGAAAGUAUGUAGAGGCAAUUCUACAUGCACGGCAAAUGCUGCACCAAUCUGCAUAUCCUCAUAGAGGUGCUUUGAGGCAGUGUAUCUCUAUGGGGAGCGUGGAGAUGCUGAACGUCGGUCAUGCAAUCUUAGCUUGACCUAAUCCAGGAAAUCCCACUAUUGCUUGUUGGGGUGACCGCUAUUAGAUGUGAUUAUUUACAGCAAUGUAAACACUGCCUUUCUCAAAAAAGACAGUGUUUACACUGCUUAACCAGCAGAGACCACUACAGAGGUUUUGGUGACUAUAGUGUCCCUUAAAAAAAAAAAAAGUAAAAAUUAAAACAUUUCAUCUGAGCUAGUCGUCUCUAGUGACAUAGAAUGAAUAGAAAAUGUGACAACAGAAAAAUUGUUUAGUGAUUGAAAUUGUUUAGUUUGUAUAUAUUUGGUACUGUAAUCGGGUGUCUGUCUCUCUCUCCCAGGUUCGAAUGAAGUCAAUGUUUGCAAUUGGUUUUUGCUUCACAGCUUUGAUGGGCAUGUUCAACUCAAUGUAAGUCAUAUAAUCUCUUACACGUUAAAGUACUCUAGCAAGCACAGUGUAGGUAGUCUUAAAACUGCAAUUACAAGAGCACAAUGUUUUUGGUUCUCAGCUCCCAAAUCUGCUUGAAUAAAAUAAUUUAAUUCAUGCCAGUGGAAAUAGGGUUUCUAGUAUGAAUUCUAUAUUGUAGUUAACACACGGUAUAGGAGUUGUAGUUUUGUGCUAAAGACAGGGACUGACAUGGGUUCAGUGCUGUUUUCUGGCACUAUAGUACAUACAUAGAAGUGUGUAAGUGCUGCAACAAUAGAGUUGAGCGAAAAACCUGGAUGUUCGGGUUCGCCGGGUUUGGCUGAACUUUGGCAAAAAGUUUGAUUUCGGGACUCAGACUUGACCCCGAACCUGAACCCCAAUUGAAGUCAAUGGGGACCCGAACUUUUGGGCACUAAAAUGGCUCUAACAAAGCCCUGGAAAGGGCUAGAGGGCUGCAAAAGGAAGUAAAAUGGGGGUAAGAGCAGGACAAGUGCCCUGCAAACAAAUGUGGAUAGGGAAAUAACUUAAAAUAACAUAAAAUACAUAAAAAUGUAAAAUAAUCUUGAACUAGGAGGAGGAGGUGGAUGUGGAGUAGGAGGUUGAGGAGGUGGUGACUAUGUGGUGUAGGUGGAAGCGGCGGUGGAGGAGGAGGUAGCCAACACUGUUUAUUUGGUUUUUUUUUUUAAUUGGGGUAGCCCCCAAAAUAUUGGGACAUAUAAAAAAAGAAAACAAAGAAUAAGUGCACUUGAGUAUAACAAUGGCUGGGUGAGGCCGGUAUAAAUGUCUAUUCUGCACAAGGUACAGACAAGUCUGGUGGGAUCCAUGCCUGGAUCAUUUUAAUAAACAUGAUCUUGUCCACGUUGGCUGAGGACAGGCGGCUGCGCUUGUCUGUGAUAACACCCCCUGCCGUGCUAAACACACGUUUAGACAAUACACUGGCUGCAGGGCAGGCCAGCACCUCCAAGGCAUAAAGGGCAAGCUCAGGCCAUGUGCCCAAUUUGGAGACCCAGAAGUUGAAUGGGGCAGACCCAUCAGUCGAUACGUGUAGGCGUGUGCACACUUACUGUUCCACCAUGUUGCUGAAAUGCUGCCUCCUGCUAAGACAUUCCAUGUCAGCUGGUGGUGCUGGUUGUUGUGGCGUGCUGACAAAGCUUUUCCACAUUUCAGUUAUGGCUAACCCUGCCUUCUGAGGUGCUGGUGGUGCCCCAGCUGCGUUGGCGACCUCUUCUUCCUCCUCUGCCUUCGCCUUGUGCUUCCACUGAGCCCCCGGUGUCAGUUGGGAAUGCCCUCAGCACCUCAGCAGCGCGUCUACCAGCAUGCGCUUGUAGUCGCGCAUCUUCCGAUCACGCUCUACUGAGGGAAUUAAGGACGGCACGUUGCCCUUGUAACGGGGAUCCAGCAGGGUGGCCACCCAGUAAUUAGCACAAGUUAGAAUGUGGGCAGUGAUGCCCACGAGCUGCGUUGGGUGCCACCCUGCUGUGAACACAGUUCCUCCUCAUCCUCCAGAACUGUGCCCUGGCUGGACAAUUGUGUACCUGGCCUAUGCUGGUGCAGGAACCCACCCUCUGAGCCACUUGUGAAUGACUGGCCUGAUAACCGUGGAAAUGACCCCUCUUCCUCCUGUGCCACAUCCUCUUACAUCAUCGCCCGAAGCGUUUUUUCAAGGAGACAAAGAAGCGGGAUCGUAAGGUUGAAUACGGCGUCAUCGGCACUGGUCAUGUUGGUGGAGUACUCGAAACAGCGCAACAUGGCACACAGGUCUCGCAUGGAGGCCCACUCAUUGGUGGUGAAGUGGUGCUGUUCCGCAGAGCGACUGACCUGUGCGUGCUGCAGCUGAAACUCAACUAUCGCCUGCUGCUGCUCGCACAGUCUCUCCAGCAUGUGCAAGGUGGAGUUCCACCUUGUGGGCACGUCGCAUAUGAGGCGGUGAGCGGGAAGGCCGAAGUUACGCUGCAGCACAGACAGGCGAGCAGCAGGGUGAGAGCGCCGAAAGCGCGCACAGACGGCCCGCACUAUCUGCAGCAGCCCUGAUAUAUCUGGGUAGUUUUUCAGGAAUUUCUACACCACCAAAUUCAGCACAUGCGCCAGGCAAGGGAUGUGCGUCAAACUGACUAGGCCCAGAGCUGCUACGAGAUUUUGCCCAUUAUCACACACCACCAGGCCGGGCUUGAGUCUCAGUGGCAACAACCACUAAUCGGUCUGUUGUUCCAUGCCCAUCUACAGCUCCUGCGCGGUGUGGGGUUUUACCCCAAACAUAUGAGUUUUAAAACCGCCUGCUGUCGUUUCCCUGAAGUUGGUGGUGAAGGUGUUACGCUGACCGAAUGAGGUGGUGGCAGAGGAAGCGGAGUAGGAGGAGGAGGCGGCAACAUGAGGCAAAGAGAAAAGCCCUGCAAUCCUCGGUGGCAGAAGGACAUGCGCCAAACUGCUAUCCGCCUCAGGCCCAGCUGCCACUACAUUUUCCCAGUGUGCAAUUAGGGAGAUAUACCGUCUCUGCCCGUGCUUACUGGUCCACGUAUCAGUGGUUAUGUGGACCUUGCCACAGAUAGCGUUGCGCCAAUUGUUUGUGCAGGGAAGGGAUGGCUCGCCUGGAAAAGUAGUGGCGGCUGGGAACCAUGUACUGUGGGACAGCCACCGCCAUCAUUUUUUUAAAACUGUCCGUCUCCACCAUACGGAAUGACAGCAUUUCAAAGGCCAGGAAUUUUGAAAUGCUGGCAUUCAGGGCCAGGGAUCGCAGGUGGCUUCCUCUUUCUCUCCAGUGUCUGGGAGAUGGACAGCUGAACGCUUCCAUGGGACAGUGUGGAGAUGCUUGGGGACGGUGGUGGCGUUGCUGCCACAUCCUCUGUUUGCGGGGUGGCAGGUGCCACUCACUCCAGAGGUGGAGGAAGAGGCCGAGACAGCAGCAGAAGAGGAAGCAGGAGGAGCCUGAGACCUUGCUUGGUUUUUGAGGUGCUUACUCCACUGCAGCUCGUGCUUUGCAUGUAGAUGCCUGGUCAUGCAGGUUGUGCUCAGGCUCUGAUUGCACAGUGUGCAAACCAAUCGUGUCUUGUCGUCAGCACAUUGUCUGAAGAACUGCCACUCCAGGGAACUCAUUGGAGCUGGCUUUGGUGUGCUCGGUCCCUGGGUGCGGUGGGCAGUAGCAGGCAUGCUGUCUAUGGGACGCCUGCUCCGCUUUUGCACCCUGCUCCCUCUUGUGCUGGUGCCUCUGUGCGACCACUGCCUCUUUCUCCAAACUGCACACGUCACUCGCAUGACUUUGAUUCCAUGUGGGGUCUAGGACCUCAUCAUCAUCCACAUCAUCUUCCACCCACUCAACCCUGCCCUCCUUGCUGGUCUGCACACUGCAGAAAGCCACAGCAGUUGGCACCUGUGUUUCAUCAUCAUCAGAGACGUGCUGCGGUGGUCCUCGCAUGUCCACAUCCUGAAACAUAAGUGGUUGUGCAUCAGUGCACUCAAUCUCUUCCACUUCUGGGGCAGGGCUAGGUGGAUGGCCCACAUAAACCCUGCCAGCAGAGUCAUCAAAAAGCAUAAGAGACUGCUGCAUGACUUGUCUCUCAGACUGCUUGGCUGAUUUGCAAGGGGGUGAGGUGAAAGACAGAUGGCCAAGGGCUUCAGGUGCCAACUCUGAGCUUUCAGCAGGGGACCAGGUGGGAGACAAUGUGAAGGAACUGGAGGCACUGUCAGCCAUCCAAUCUACUAUCGCCUGUACUUGUUCUGGCCUCCCCAUUUGUAGAGUGGCAUAAAGGCCUACCAAAUAACGCUGAAGGUUCUGUCGCCUACUCGCACCUGAGGAAGGUGUUUCACUUGUGCGUGUAGCUGGCACAGAUCGACCACGUCCUCUCUUUGCAACAGGAGCCCCACUAACACCAGCAGCACCACGACCAGGGCCACGUCGCUUAUUUGAUGCUCUCCUCAUUCUUUGCGUUCACCCACCAAACUAACAGAUUGUUUGUCAGGAAACAAUGUAACCACCAAUAGUCAACAAUUAAGUUCACUGACAGUAAGGCAGUGCCGGUGUCUUAAAGAGAACAAAUUUCUAGAAGUCACACAACAGUGUGACAGGCGUAAUUAAUUAAUACACUUACUUCACUGUCUCAAAAUUUUUUAAUUUGUCAAACAACAUUGUAACAGUAGUAUUUAACGGUUUUAUUGAACUGCAAGAAAUGCACCGCAGGCCGCAAAUGUACUAUUUAGCACAAAAAAAUUUGAAUUUGUCAAACUGCAAUGUCACAGCAGUAUUUAAAAAUGUCUAGAUGUUGCCCACUGAGCUACCAGAACAGGAUUAAAGUAAUGUGCCUGGCACACAUGCAGUUGCAAGUGCCCACCUAACAAACAGACUGCUUAUUUCUCUGUGGCACUGGGCUCAGGGCAGGUACAAAAAUGUAGUAUAGCACCCACAAAAAUAAUCGCUGUAGUUUGCAGAUUCAACACCAGAAUUAUUUCCUAAUCUGUCCCUCACAGCUGCAGCAUCCUCUCCCUACACUAAUAAGAGCUCAUGUGACUCCAGCUUAAAUAGAGGCUGGGUCACAUGCUGCACUGGCCAAUCACAGCCAUGCCAUUAGUAGGCAUGGCUGUGAUGGCUUCUAAGGGCACACGAGUCAAACGCUUGUUGAUUGGCUGCCCUGCAGCUUUUCAAAACGCGCCAUUAAAUCGCCAAACUCUAACCCGAACAUACACUGAAAUGUUGGGGUUCAGGGUCAAAAAAAUCGUAAUGUUCGGUACAAACUUUACAUUUCAGAUUCGCUCAACUCUAUGCAACGACUCUUAAAAGUCUAGUUGGAGUAUAUAGCUUCAUGAUAGCACAUGUUUUGUAAAUAAAGUUUGUUUUCAAAGCAUAUAGUGAUUUGGGUUUCUGUCCAGUUGGUUACUUGUGUAUAGAACACAUUUUAUGUGAUCUUUCUUUAGCUUUCCUGAAUAAAUUCUACUUGUUUCAGUAUAUUGUUUAUUCUUAUAUUUAGUGUUUUUAUAAUAAACACCCUGUAUCUCUUCAUCAACCGUGUAAACUUGAUUUGUAGGUUUGUUUUUGCCAUUUUUAAAUCAUAAUAAAGGAAGUUAUGGUGGAAGUUGUGUGCUAAACAGUUAUGGGGCUUUGUCCUGAAAGUUACAAAAGUCACUGUGUAUAUCGAUGGGAUCUCUCUGCUAAUUGCUUUACCGCCUCUCUACCUAAAUAACAUCUUAUCUUCCUUCCAUAAAAGUUCAGAAUUAAGAUGGUGCUGCCUCUGGUCUAUAAUUUCAUCAGAAGUAUUUUUUUUUUUUUUUUUUUUAAAUUCUAGUUAAUGAGUUGGAGUGCAGGCAGGUAUAUUUUGCUUAAAGGAACACUAUAGGGUCAGGAACACAAACCUGUAUUACCGACCUUAUAGUGUUAGAUCCAACGUCUAGUCCCCUUUAACCCCCUAAAUAAAUAUAAAAUCAGUGGAUUGACUGAGACUGACAAGGAGGCAGAUCAGGGGCAGAGCCAGCACAAGCCAAACACAUCCCUGGCCAAUCAGCAUCUCCUCAGAGAGCUGCAUUUAAUCAGUGCAUCUCUAUGAGAAAAGUUUGGUGUCUCCAUGCAGAGGGUGGAGAAAGUGAAUGCCGGAACAAAAAAGCAGUUCCAGAAGUUCUGAAGCGGAUUUUCUUUCAUUUCAAAUAAACUUAGCGUUGUGUAGCACUGACCCAGGAAGCACCACUAGUAGCCAUAUGAGGAGUGACCAGUGGAGUUAUCCCUAGGUUGUAAUGUAAACACUGUAUUUUCCUGGAAAGAUAGUGUUUACUGCAAAAAGCCUCAAAGGAAUGAUUAUACACACCGGAACAAAUGCAAUAAGCUGUAGUUGUUCUGGUGACUAUAGUGUCCCUUUCAACAUAUAGAUAUUUAAGCGAGUUUAACGUUUGUAAUAUUUAAUCCUACAUACAUCUUCUCAAUCAUGUGCCAUGAAAUGCCUUUGGCAUCUUCUUCCUGAGAUGAUGCCUGCUCCCACAAGCCAUCUUGCACUAUAGCUGAUAGGAAAUGUCAAGAUGUGACAAAUGAAAUCUGUUUGCCACAUUUUUAUAAUUUCAGUUGAAUUUACUAUGCAGUACAUACAAGUUUUUCAUAAACAUUACUUCCUUAUGAAAAACUGAGAAUUGUCAGUGCCACUUUAAUAUCCUUAUUCUGAAGUUACGACAUUGAUGGGCUUAAGGAAUAUAUAUACUACGGAGGGGCAGAGGAGAUUUGAAUUAAUCUGCCGCCCUUCCUUCCUGAAUAAACAGCCAGGUCUGCAAUAAGCCUUCAAGAAAAGCCAACCACUACGUUUGUUCAUACAUGGCAGGAAGCUCAAGCACUUAAAAGCUUUUAAGACCAGAUGCACCUGCUAACAGUCUGCUUUGGGAAAUGCAACAAUAGCUUCAUCUCACACAUCCAAUAUGAAAGAAUUUCCCACUUCACAGUCGAGUCAUGUGUGCAUUUAGGUAUACUUGAUUUUUUUUAACACAUCUUGUCCUUAAAGGGUAAUUAUGAAAAAAAUAGCCUUUGGUAUGUUGUGAAAUAUAUUAAUAUAUGCAUCGACUGACACUCUCAGCCUGUCCCUUGACAUUCAUAGCAACUAGUGCAUGACAAAUGUAGUAGAUAUCGACUGAUAUAAUUUUACAGAGAUCCCAGCAUGUACAGUGCUGUUACUGAUAGGAGUUUGCUAAUGGCAAUCAAACUCCUCUUACUCUGUCAGCCAGCCCAGUACAUUACACUAUAUCAUUCACUGUCUCGCCUCCCUGCUGAUCUCCGCAUGCUGCUCUCACAUAAUAGGAUGAUGUGAGGUCACGAUGUGGCGCUUCAUUGGCUGGUGGCUAGAGUUUCUGGAUGCAGAAGACAGUGUGUGGUGAGUAAGUUAAUCGUAUCAGCCUUGUAAUUUACUGAUAUCUAUAAAACGCUGAAUAUUGGCUCUAAUAAUGGGCGGAACCGAUACUCAGUCUAUCCCUAAAAUAUAGGCAUAAUUUGUGAAGCAUUGUUUCAUGUGAGUGGCCAGUUGCAGGCUGAUAGUGUCAACUGACGUCAUCAGUCCAUCACUGCUGCUCAGCAAGUGCUUCCACAUUUGUGAGCAGUACAGGAGAGAAAGUUGUACUGGUGCUUGGAGGCCUGCACUUUACUAUUAAGCGGUUUGAAAAUGGUUUAACACUGGAGUGUAAGUGCCAGGGCCUUUGCGUACCAUAACGACUUCAUUGACAUGAAGUGAUUUUGUGCCCUUACAUUUCUCAUGCAAGUUACCCUUUAAGAAUGCUGAGCAUUGAUCGUAACCUUUUCUACUGUAGGAUUGCAGUACAGAGGAGGUGGGGAAAAAAACAGCUUGGACUUAAAGCUGCUGCAAAAACUACCAUUCCCUAUUUUUUUAUCAUUUUCCUUCUUUUCCUCUUUAAAUGGCUUUUUCACUUAACUUAGGCUGGUGUUCACCAUGCAAGCCAACACCAAGUGAAAGUGCUGCUUUAUGUGCAUUAUAUUAGUGUUAUUGGCCCCUAAAACAGUAUAGCUGGUGGCGAUUUUACAUGUACUGACACAUUGAGUUCCACAUUUUAUUUGUUUGUACCAUAACUAUUUAUAGUACCAUAAAUCCACUAAUGCACCCUUGACAAUGGUCUUUAUUCACACACACAAAAAUAAAUUUGGUAAAAGGAUGGCUGGAACCCUAGUGGUGGUAAAAUGUAUUUUCACCUCUUUUUACUCUAGCUUUCCAUGUGUGGAUUACUAUUCAGUGUAAAACAAUGUCCCCCAAGUCACACCAGCAGUCUAGGUUAUGUCAGUAUCCCUCACAGGAACAUAAUCAGGAACUUGUUCUAUCAUGCAUCAUCUUUAUGCCUUGAGGAAUGGAUUGGGGACCACUGCUUUAGUACAUAUCUGCACCUAACUGUUCCAAUGUAGUCAUACAAAACUAUGUAACAUGCAAGUACAAGCACACCAAUUUGUCUAUUUUAUGUGGAAUUUUAUUUUAUUUUUCCUUUUAAAUUCAGUUUUUUUUGGUUUCCCUAGAUUUGAUGGACGGGUUGUAGCAAAGCUGCCGUUCGUUCCCUUGUCAUACAUACAAGGGCUGUCACACAGAAACCUGCUGGGGGAAGAUUAUACUGAUUGCUCCUUUAUUUUCCUGUAUAUCCUGUGCACCAUGUCCAUUCGACAAGUAAGUGGCUAGUGAAGGGCUAAACGUUGUAUGCAAACUUCUGGAAUAGUGUGUUGUGUUGCUUUCUCUUCUUUGUAUCUUUACAUGUGUAACCAAAAUACUUGCAGUGGCCCAGAGUGUACAUAUGAUAAGAAAGCUCUACCCUUCCUUUAAAGCAAUGCAUAUAAAAUGUGUGGGUGCACUGACAGCAUUACAAUGAAACAAACCCUUUCUCUUAAGUUUUAUAUUAACACAUAUGAAAUCGCGAUCUGGGUUUGUCUUCACACACGCAGGGCACACAUUGCGAAUGAGGAUACAUUUUUAUCUGUAUUCUUAAUGCUAUUAAAUCUGUAUUCUUAUUGCGAUAGUGACCCUGUAAUAACGGAGUACAGGCACCCUCCCCUCUUUGCAAUAAAAAUGAAAUGUAACGUUUUAUUUAACUUUAUCCAGUGCAAAGGCUCCCUAAUCACCUCCUACAACUUAAUUAAGUCAUGACCUCCACUGGUGAUGGUACAGUCCAAUUCUCCUCAUAGGGGAGCAUUGGGAACCCAAUGCUCAUUUAUCCAAGCAACCCCGUAGGAAUGCUUUGAAUACAAUGCAAUGAACUUCUGCAUCAUGUGACUGAGCUUUACGGUCACCCUGGCUUCCUGUCACCCUCUAGAGGUGGAUUUGAAGGGACACUCCACUGCUCAAAUUUAUAAAAAGAAAAAAACUUCUCAGAUAUACCCCCAAAGCAAAAAUGCAUGCUUUUAAAUUUUCAUUUUUAUAAUGAAAACAGCUUGCAGAAUCUAUAGAGCUCAUGUCUGAAGCAUUUGCAAGCCCUCCUCUUCUAACCCUGCCCAGACUUUCUGUGGCUGCCCAACAGUGAUGUCGCGAACCGUUCGUGGCGAACUCCGGUCAGCUGACACAUCCCUGCCAAUCUCCGGCAGACCCUCCCUCCCAGACCCUCCUACUUCCUGGGCAGCAUCCAUGUUGAAGGCAGCUUCAACCGCGAACCGCGGCGAACCGUUCGCGACAUCACUACUGCCCAAUACAGUUCAGUGAGAAGUCAUUGCAAGGCAGGGGGGUUUGGGUGAUUGCCUGCCUCUUGAAUUUAGCUCCACUGAACUAACCAAACCAGAAAGUAAUAUAACAAGGUUGCGUACCAAGGUUGUAACAGGAGCCGGUUUCCCUAUUUACCACUAUAACGUCUUUUGGAGCACAGAAUUUAGCAGGGCUAACCAUACAGAUAUCUUAGCCAUAAUAUUAUAUAGUUGGUAAGCGUUCCUCUAUUUAAAAAUAUAUAAAUAAUUGAGAAUACAAUAUAAAAAAUAGGGAUUGUCUUGGAAGCAAUAAAGUUUUGUCUUUUUAAAUAUUUUAUUAAAUAAAAAUAUAAAUGUACACAUAUAAAACCUUAAUAAUCCAUUACAAUAAUUUAUAGCAGAGUUUAUAAGAUUAAAGUAUAUGCUUGCAAUAUCAGUAAAAUAGAAUAACAUAACCUCCUGAACAAGUCAACCUCCCAGUCAUGAUAAAAUGGAGCAGCGUCUCUGUCUCCAAAAUCUCUCCUCUGUGUCCUAAUAUUAAUAAGUACACAUAUUUAUACCUUGGAUUUUCAAUUAGGUCAUUUUAGGACCUACUUUAACUUGGCAAAGAUACUAGGCCAUAACUUGGUCAUUUGACAUGUGAACAUCUUAUCUAUGUUUAGACGAAAACGUAAAGGUGCACAUGACAUGGGAAAUUCCCUGACUUGGGGCAAGAUGGCGUCCUAAAGUCUGAACACCAUAUUCACUGAAUAUGGAUAAAAGGUCAUUUAUUAAAGAAACAUUGUAGGGAAAACAAUAUGUUCCAUUUCUAACAAAUUGUCAGUUUGCAAAGUCUUUUAAAGACAAAGUACACAGUUUAAGAAAUAAAACGUUUCAUUCUAAAACUUGUAAUAUUUACAUAUGCCCAUAACAAGGUUAAUAUAUAAAAGUGUCAAUUUCUAUGAAAACUGCACUUUUUGUAAAAUGAAGAGGGCACACUUCACACACAAAAUACGUCACCAAGCUUUAUAGGUUUGUAUGUUCCUUUAAAUUUGGGCAAGGCUGUUAUGUUCCUUUUAAUUUUGGAACAAGGCUUUGUAACUUUAGUUUUGGUCUUUUAGCUGCUUAGUAGAUAACUCCUUAGUUUGGUUGGUAUGCUUAUGUGGAAUAGGAUACCACAUAUGGGAGCUAGCUGCUAAAGAGCUCCCUGAUUUUGUAUCCUUAAAUAUAGCAAUCCCACAUAAGGGAGCCUAUUUAGGGAGCUAUCUCCUAAACUGCUGCAAGAUGGAGCUGAUGAUUGCGAAUUUUAUACAUCCAAAUGAAAUUCAGAUCUGAAAAUAUUGUAUGAAUUAUGUUCGAACCAAACAGUCAAGUGGAAGCCACUCUGUUUGGAUGAACUUAAAUUUAUUUUGAUCUGAAUUCAUUCAGAUGAACCAAAAACUUCCACUGUACCGAAGUCUAGUAUUAGUGUACUAAUAUCCCAAACAAAAGUUGUAUAGGAGGUUAAAUUGUAACGAUAGAGUUGAUCAUUGUUAGAUGUGUUUAUAUUUUUUCUGGCAGUUCCCACAGCUCUGCUCAGUACAUACACAGUAAGUUGUGUCCAGCUUUUAUCUCCCGUGGUGCCUUUUAACUUCUUUGUAAAUAUUCCAAAUUAGUCUGUGGGCUGAUAUUUGUUUAAAACAGUGUUCUCGUCUGAAGGCCUAAUGAUAUGCAAGUGUUCCAAAUUUGAUAUAUGAAGUAUAUGCAGUGACAGCUGUCACAUUGGUUUCCGUUUAAGGACAUCGAGUAAUUAUAAGAGGACUAGGGUGUGUCUGUACAAUAGAAAUAUAUUUUAAAAUGCAACACUACGUCCUAUACCUACUUGCUAUUAGGAUUCAUAGCCGUUCCUGGUGUAUGUGCAGCUGUAAACGUAUAGGAACUCCCUGAUCUAAAAGAGAAUAAGUGACCUGCAAGAUUACCCUCGUUUCCAAAUAGUACAGUGAUUUCGCUAUAGACUCGUAUUGAGAAUGACAUGCAAAUGAAUUAUUUGUAUUGCUUUCUUCCUGUGUAUUUUUACACCGUAUCCUGUGCUUUCAGUAAAUAAGAUGUGCUCCUGGCCAGAUAUAGCUUAAUAACAGUCAUCUCCGCUGCUCUGCAGAAAGUGUUUUUAUUUGUGGAAUUGGUUUACUGUCCUGUGUAUCUUGACAGGAGUGAGUCCCUUCCUUUCCCUGAAAUCAAGGAUGCUCCAUAUUUGUCAUCACUACUCAGGGAAAGACGCAGAUCCUGUGCUGUCUAAGUGUGUGACCUUCCUGUCCACAAAGGCUUUAGACUGUGAGAAUCUGGAGUUAGGUGUGUUAUUUUUAUAUGGCCCCCCUCACCCAAAGUUAUUUUUGAGUGUGUUACAUAGACUUUCCAUUUUCCUAAACACCUUCAGCUCUCACAUAACUAUCCAUUGAAUGUGCAGUACUUAAAAUCACCACUCUUUACUGCAUGCAGGAAACCCCUGUGGCAACAAAUGUAGUCUACAAACAUUUUUAAAUAUGCUAGGAAUUCUCCCUAAGCAUACUUAAAAAAAAAAAACAAAUCUACGCACGUCACUGUUAGUUGAGCUACAAUGCAUGCUUUACUUAAUGUAUAUCAGAGAUUUCAGGUUUCAUUCAAUGAUUUUAAGGGUCAUUAUAGGGACUAUAACCAUUUUAACUCACUGAAUUGGUUAUAGUGCCUGGAGUCCACUGGUACUGUCCCUCCAUUCACUGGAAUUUUCAAGUAGUUAAAGAAAUACCAACUGUUAGGACGAAAUGUUGUUCACUUGCUGUGAAGACCUCAAUACAUUUGAAAUGCUUUUUCAUAGACUUAUAUCAAGAUAACCACUACACAUCAUGUAUGGUCUGGUCUCAUCCUCCUGGAAACCCAAAAAUACUUGAAGUAGAUGCUGUAUGUCACAAAGAGAAUAAUAGUUACCCAUCUCAAACUCUGCAAAUUCACGCUUUUAUUUUGUAACUUUGCCCGGCCCCCCCAGAUGUUGCUGAACUACAACUCCCAUGAUUCUUUCAAUGAAACAGAUAGCCAGGGAAUCAUGGGAGUUGUAGUUCAGCAACAUCUGGGGGGCCGCAUGUUUGACAACCCUGAUGUAAAGCUUUUCGUGCUAUCUUUGAAGUAUAAAUCAACUUAUAUACUGAUAUACACCCUAUUUUUGUUCCCCCACAACAGAAUAUCCAGAAGAUGUUGGGACUUGCUCCAUCUCGAGCUGCUACCAAGCAGGCUGGUGGAUUCCUGGGACCACCACCGCAAGCUGGAAAAUUCUCUUAGGUCAUAUGGAAAGGUCAAGAAAUAUCAAAGAACUCCAAUCUCAGAUUCAUAUCAUUGACAACUUACACCAGUGUUUGUACACCUGCAUCCGAUUGUAAAAAUACAGUGACUGAAUCUGUUACUCUCAUGACAUCUCUCAAUCAGGGACUUCACUAUUCUAAUGACUUUUGUAUACUGAUCAGGGAAUAUAUUUUUCACAGUUGUAUUCAUGCUGCAAAAGUAAUAUAUGGAAUCCAUUCAUUGGAUGGUAAUUUUUUAAUUAUGUUAGUCCUUUUUAGGGUCAAAUAAUUAUAUAAUCUAUAUAUAUAUAUAUCCCAAAAAAAAAAAUUGAGAGCCCAUCCCGUACUUAUUUUAAAUUGAUUUAUAUUGGUCUUAAAUUUCGAUUUUGGUAAAUUAAGUAAGAAAUUGCAAAUGUUAUCCUAAAAUAGUUAGGGUGGAAAAAAUGAUCAAAUUCUUCCUAUUUCUCAUGUUUGGAUUUUAGAGCUAAAAGUGGAAGAAAAGGAAAAAUGCUUUUCUUGAAUCUCUGUUAAAACCCAUUUUCACAAACUUAAAACAAAGGUACAGUAGUGUAAUACAUACCCAUACAUAUGUGUGUGUUUGGUAUUAAAUGCAUAUAUCGGGGAUGGGGGGGGACUAGCUCAGAUACCAAUAACAUAUAGUUUUGUUGUUGUGUUUUGGGUUUGUUUGUUUGUUUUUUUUGUUUUGUUCUUUUCUAUACCCAUGUCAUUUUCACCACACUUCAGAUGUAACAGACAUGCAUUGUGAUUAUUUUAUUCACUAUGAAGCCUCCUACUAUUUAGCCGAAUUAUAAAGUGGAACUAGAAAAUUAUUUAUGAAAGUAAUUCCUAUUAUGCCACAGUCGAAAGCUAUCAUUAAUUGCUAGUACCUAUAUGACACACAGCGAUUUGCUACUAAAUGUAGAGUUCUGCACAAACACAAAUAAAACUAGAGAAAAGACUGAUUUACAUUUGUAGUAUUUUGUAAGCUUUGUAAAAUUAAAACCCAAAAAUGUAGUUGAUGCUAAUUCGUCGCUAGGCAGAAUACUUUGCGAAGAUUUACAGUGUAAAUGACAGUAUUGGAUGACGUAUUUUGAUUAUAUGUUAGUGCUAAGAAUUGAUGACCUCCUUAAUUAAAGCAAUUGGCAACUUUUUGGUGGCGUAAAACUUCUAUUAAAAAUCAAAUCAUUCAUUCACCCUUUGGGCUUUCCUGUUUUCACACUAGAAUGUUGCAGGUAUUUACACUUCUGGUGCCAAGGGAAUUGUUUUGUAACUAAACUUCUGGAUUAAGACAAAUCUCACUGAAUUCAUAAGCCCAUUCUGCAUAUUGCAUUUUAUAAAUUGUAUUUGUUAAAUUUAACACUAUAAAUAAAGGUUUAAUUUAAAUUGUAGUGUUAUUUUUAUUGUUAAAAGGUUAAAGAAGACUCAUUUGGUUUUUUUUUUUGUUUUGGUUUUUUUCCCUUCUUUCUUCUUCCAAUUUGUGACUCUGCCUAACAUAAAAUGUUAAUUGAACGGAGUAAACAUUAGGAGAAAUACAAAUACCCCAUAACAGGGAGG
Messenger RNA from Pelobates cultripes (western spadefoot toad), 23148 nucleotides. Lineage: Eukaryota; Metazoa; Chordata; Amphibia; Anura; Pelobatidae. The record is from the annotation of a GenBank genome assembly.